CACCGGUAGUGACGCAAAAAUGGCGUGCUCCGCAGCCCGGCUAACAACACGCUGUCUAGCAGCGUCGGUUUCUUCUGGACAUCUCAGCGGCAGUUUUCUCGGUGUCCCCAAGAGAAAUGGAGGAGUCUGUCAAGCGACAGUCUGGCAGGCGCUUCGGGGAAGGAUAACGGUUAGCCUGAGCUCCUGGACUCGCGGAAAUGUCGUGACAUUGACAGGACUGUCAGGGGUGAGAUGUCCCCAUGGAACAAGCUGCCGCUUUUUCCACUCCAGCAGCAAGCUGUCAAGCAAACAGGACUUCUAUGAAAUCUUGGGCAUUUCUCGCACUGCCUCACAGAAGGACAUCAAGAAGGCUUACUAUCAGUUGGCAAAAAAGUACCACCCAGACACCAACCCAGAUGAGCCAGAGGCCAAAGAGAAGUUUGCCAAGCUGGCGGAAGCAUAUGAGGUGCUGAGUGAUGAGGUGAAGAGAAAGCAGUAUGACACAUACGGGGCAGCAGGUUUUGACCAGAACCGUGCUGGAGCUGGCCAGCAGCAGUACUACAGGGCAGGUGGAACACAAAUAGAUCCCGAGGAGCUCUUUAGGAAGAUCUUUGGAGAGUUUUCAGGAGGUGCGGGCUUUGGGAAUAUCCACAGCAUGUUUGACCAAAGGCCUGAGUAUGUGAUGGAGCUGACAUUUUCUGAAGCAGCUAAAGGUGCAAAUAAGGAUUUGAGUAUAAACAUUGAUGACAACUGCCCAAGAUGUGAUGGAAAAGGCAAUGAGCCAGGCACCAGGGUGUCCCAGUGUCAUUACUGCAAUGGCACAGGCAUGGAGUCGAUCAACACGGGUCCUUUCAUGAUGCGCACCACGUGUCGGCGAUGUGGUGGGAAAGGCUCCAUCAUAAUCACGCCCUGCGCUCUGUGCCGAGGCUCCGGCCAGACCAAGAAGAGACAGACAGUCACUGUACCUGUGCCUGCUGGAGUGGAUAACGGUCAGACUGUACGCAUGCCAGUUGGAGCAAAAGAAAUCCUCAUUACAUUCAGGGUCCAGAAGAGCCCGGUGUUCAGACGAAAUGGAGCAGACAUCCACUCUGAUGCGUUUAUUUCCAUAGCUCAGGCUAUCCUGGGAGGCACAGCUACCACGCAGGGCCUCUAUGACACCAUCAGUAUAAUGAUCCCAUCUGGCUGCCAGGCAGAUCAGGUGAUUCGGCUGCAGGGCAAAGGCAUUCGGAGGAUGAACAGCUUUAGUUAUGGAGAUCACUUUGUUCACAUCAAGAUCAAAGUGCCUAAGAAGUUAACUCGAAGGCAACGUUCUUUGUUGCUGAGUUAUGCAGAGGAGGAGACGGAUGUUCAGGGUAGUGUCAAUGGUGUUGAUCCUUCAGCAGGAGGGCGCAGCAGCACUUCAGGUUCUGGUGCAAAGCCGAGCACGCCAGAAGAGGAGAGACAGGACAAGCAGAUAAAAGACUAAAACAACGCUGUGAAAGAAGAAAAGAAAUCCACUAUGUGAACCUUCACACCUCCUGCUUGGGAAAUUGAGAGCACGGACUGGAGGAAAGAGGCAGAGUGGUUGAAGCUUAGGGUGGGAAACAUCCAUGCAUCCAACCGACCCGAGACGAUGGACAGAUGCCUGGCCGAGAAACUCAGUAUCUGCUUAGAAGUGACAUGGCGACUUACUAGUCUUCUCCUUGCUUACUGUGGCUGAAGCAGCGCUCUGUAGAAAGCAACAGUCUCUCAGACAUUUAAGAUGAGCCUGUAAGUGGCAGACAAAUAUUAAAGACUUGGGGAUAAAGCAGGCAGAGAAACUCUAUUGCAGCUGGAUGUGCCCUAAAAUGAUUGAAUGGAAGUAGAUUAUAACAGGAUAUUUUCAUUGACACUUCUUAAUGAAUCAUGCAGUUUUAUUUUAACCCCCCCCCCCCCCCCCCCCCAAAACAGUGUAAUUUGAUUAUAAUUGUAUUUAAUAAUGUAUAAUCUUCAAUACAUUCAAAUAAAUGGUUAGGAUUGUUGUACAACUGUUUGCCACAAGCCUCAGAAAGACCUGAGUAUUGUUUAGCUCUCCCAUAAGCUGCAGUACAAACUGAGAAAAGAA
Melanotaenia boesemani (Boeseman's rainbowfish) is the source of this 2062-nucleotide messenger RNA. Its product is annotated as dnaJ homolog subfamily A member 3, mitochondrial-like. The record is from RefSeq and is a predicted model, not a curated record. Gene Ontology annotation, cellular component: mitochondrion. Lineage: Eukaryota; Metazoa; Chordata; Actinopteri; Atheriniformes; Melanotaeniidae. Gene Ontology annotation, biological process: response to heat; protein folding; mitochondrion organization. The coding region runs from base 20 to 1444 and encodes 474 amino acids. Gene Ontology annotation, molecular function: ATP binding; protein kinase binding; heat shock protein binding. The transcript is spliced from 12 exons.